ACGUUGGCUACCUUAUUGGUACAGCAGAGAUCAAGAAUUACAGUGGCCUGCAUCCUGGACCUGUGUUAGAGCAACACUGUUGGACUAAGAUCACUGGUGUUGUAAGCCAAGUAUUUGGAAAACAUCCAGGUCUGGAUACCAGUGUUGUGUACCAGUGGGAAUCUGGAAUGAGAAGUCUUGGGGACACACAUUUAGCCUUGGAAUCUAAUCCAUCUGAUCAUCCCAGAGCAAGCACAAUUUUCCUGAGCAAGUCUCAAACAGAUGUGCGAGAGAAGAGGAAGAGUAACCACAUCAAUCAUGUUUCUCCUGGGCAGCUCACGAAAAAGUACAGCUCAUGCUCAACAAUAUUUAUAGAUGACAGCACUGUCAGUCAACCUAACCUUAGAAGCACAAUAAAAUGUGUAACAUUAGCAAUAUUCUACCAUAUAAAGAACAGGGAUUCUGACAGAUCAUUGGAUAUUUUUGAUGAAAAAUCUCAUCCUCUCACACGGGAAGAAGUUCCAGAUGACUACUACAAGCAUGACCCUGAUCACAAGCACAUCUACCGAUUUGUUCGGACGCUUUUCAGUGCUGCACAGCUGACAGCUGAAUGUGCAAUAGUGACACUGGUUUAUUUGGAAAGGCUUUUAACCUAUGCAGAGAUUGACAUAUGCCCUAGUAACUGGAAGAGGAUAGUCCUAGGAGCUAUUCUGCUGGCUUCUAAAGUCUGGGAUGAUCAGGCUGUGUGGAAUGUGGAUUAUUGCCAAAUAUUGAAGGACAUUACUGUUGAAGACAUGAACGAGAUGGAAAGACACUUCUUGGAGCUACUGCAGUUUAAUAUCAAUGUUCCUGCCAGUGUUUACGCCAAAUACUACUUCGAUCUUCGCUCCCUAGCAGAUGACAAUAACCUGAGCUUUCUGCUGGAGCCUCUCAGUAAAGAGAGAGCACAGAAACUGGAGGCUAUCUCCCGGCUGUGUGAAGACAAAUACAAAGACUUGUCAAAAGCUGCUAUGAGACGAUCUUUCAGUGCUGAUAACUUAGUUGGUAUCCGCCGUUCUAAUGCCAUCCUCUCCUGAGGAGAGAGAAAGGUGCAGCACCAUGAACCAGCAUCCCUACGAACCGGAGGAAUACCACCGCUCCAUGCACACGAGCCAGCAGUGAUGGUGUCUUCCAGCAAGAGGAGAGGAGGGUAAACUAGCCAAGGGAGCCCAGAGCCUGAGGAGCAUACUUGGUGCAAAAGACAAGAGCUUUGUCAAAUCAGCUCUGUCCUCUUUCUAAUGUAUCCAGAGGUGCAAAAACAAGCUUCUUUCCUUCUCUCCUCCACAGAUGUUUGCUUACUGUGUAGGCCUAUAGCUGUGAACUCUUGAGGUUUUUAAUAAUAAGUAGUUUUAAAUUUUAGAAUUUAAACACUAACCACAUGACUAUAGUUACAAGGUUCUUCCCUCCUCUCCCCUGUCAUCCAGAGUCUCGCUGCAUUUGUAUUUCGGGUGGAUGCAGCGUUAACAAAAACAAAACAAAACAAAACAUGGGACUCUUAAAGUAUAAAGCCACUCUGGAGCUGAAAACAGUAGCAUAGACACGUGUUGAUGGCUUUUCCCUGGUUUGGCUACUAAAAGCUGCUACUAUUGGUGAUCUCUUCAUAACCAAGAAGCUGCCCAGCAGGAAGGAAUUCCAGCUCUGCACCCCCAACUUCACUCCAGUAGAGAUUGUCAAAAGACUUUGAAUGUUUUGACUGGGGGCAGAGAUACGGUUUUAUGUAUUGUUAAAAUGUAUAGGGUCCAUGCUGCAUUUCUUGUGAAUUAUGGUGCUUCUCUCAUUUUCUGAUACUUACAUUGCUUUGGAAGAGACGCAAUCUGUAUAUUUUUGAGGCAUUGAAUGAGAAGGUUGGUCUGGAAACAUCAUCACCAUCCCCAACAGUGUAGCAAUCCAGUGGUGAAUGGCAUGUGUGCAGCACUGCUUCUCUGAGUUCUACUGCAGGUCUCUUGUGCUAUAUACAGUGGAGUUCCUAAAGCUGAUAUUGUGCAUCCCUCUGGCUCUCCCUGGGUUUUUGUUUCCUGGGAAGGAUUUACAUUCAUAAUGAAACAGUAAUGAGUUUGAGAAUCCUGGACUACCUAACAAGGUAGAUU
Messenger RNA from Mesitornis unicolor (brown roatelo), 2105 nucleotides. RefSeq names its product cyclin Y-like 1 (gene CCNYL1). The record is from RefSeq and is a predicted model, not a curated record. Gene Ontology annotation, cellular component: plasma membrane. Gene Ontology annotation, molecular function: cyclin-dependent protein serine/threonine kinase activator activity; protein kinase binding. Lineage: Eukaryota; Metazoa; Chordata; Aves; Mesitornithiformes; Mesitornithidae. The annotation marks the transcript as partial. Gene Ontology annotation, biological process: regulation of canonical Wnt signaling pathway; regulation of cyclin-dependent protein serine/threonine kinase activity. The transcript is spliced from 10 exons.